Messenger RNA from Kwoniella botswanensis, 468 nucleotides. RefSeq lists its product as uncharacterized. Gene Ontology annotation, biological process: mitochondrial electron transport, NADH to ubiquinone. The coding region runs from base 1 to 468 and encodes 155 amino acids. The transcript has 5 exons. The record is from RefSeq and is a predicted model, not a curated record. NCBI's taxonomy places the organism in Eukaryota, Fungi, Basidiomycota, Tremellomycetes, Tremellales, Cryptococcaceae.
AUGGCCAGUCAUCGUCCAGCUGUUCUUACCGAUCAACCUUACACAGAUCCCAACCCUCUGCCAUCUUCCGUGCCUCAUGUUGACGAGUUAGGUGUGACAUCCGCCCCAUUGAAGAGUGCUUCGUUCUUUAUAGGUCAGCACUGCAAGGAAGUCAACGAGGACUUCAUGCUUUGCAAGCAAGAAAACCGAGAUCCGGCUCAUUGUUUAUCGGAGGGAAGAAAAGUAACGAGGUGUGCGGCUGAUGUUAUUGGCAAAAUAAAAGAAUCGUGUCUUGCCGAGUUUGACGCUCAUUGGCAAUGUUUGGAGAAGAACAAUCAGUACUUCCAAGCAUGCCGAAAGCCUGAGAAAGCGCUCAACCAAUGUGUAUUUACGAAAUUAAACCUCACCAAAAAAAUCCCCGGAUCACCAGAAGGUCAACCACAGAUUCACGAGAAAUCAUCACCCAUCUUCACUCGAGUGCAAAAAUAG